Messenger RNA from Hymenoscyphus albidus, 2544 nucleotides. The record is from the annotation of a GenBank genome assembly. NCBI's taxonomy places the organism in Eukaryota, Fungi, Ascomycota, Leotiomycetes, Helotiales, Helotiaceae.
GAUAAACUUCCCCGCCACCCGCCUGGGCCAGAACCCCCGAGCAACUUCGUGACCUCAAACUUUGAUGGCUGACACCACAGUGUAGUGUCCCCAGAAUUACACCUUACGAAUUGCUUUUGCAUUGUUGACACCGUGACCAUCGCUCUCUCUCUCUCUCUCUCUUCUCCCUCUCUCUUCUCCCUCUCUCUUCUCCCUCUCUCUUCUCUCCCUCUGCCACACCGCUGGUCUUACUCGAGCAAUUAUCAUGCAACGUGCCAGUGCCAGUGCCAGUCCAAGUCGGUGUUCGUAACAAACAGCGCCAUGAAAGAGAAAUGAGGUCUCGUACGGGAUGGUAGGAAUUCCACUUUCCUGCGCCAUUCUCAGAGUUCCUCUUCUCUCCCAAGAGAAGCUUUCUUUGCAGAAACAAAUACUGACCCAUACAAUGCGAAUAGUAUCACUUGUCGCAGUCGGAAAUUGAAAUGCGACGAAUCGAAGCCCAUCUGCGGUCAAUGCAAGAAAGGAUCAAGAGAAUGUCAACCAAGUGAAGGAAUUGCCUUUCGACAUCAGCAGAAUGCCUCGAUGAAUGGAAAUGCCGGCGACGUGGAGGAUGGAAAUAACAAGCUGGGAGGAUUUUAUACUUAUCGAAACACAUUUGACGAUAACAGUGUCUGGGUUGAGAUUCCAAAGACCAUCGCUUUCCACAACAUCAUAGACCCCUUCAACAUGGAACCAACUCCCGAACCCGAAUAUCUCCCUGCGACCAUUUCCACACCUCCAAUUGUAAUGCAGAUGCAAGAACCUUCUCAGAAUUCAUAUUUUCCGGGCAAUUUCGAGGGAGCGUCAGGACUAGAAGCGCUUUCGGUGGCGGCUACAAGCAAUCUUCAAUACCUGAGACCACUUCCACCUCCUGAACAACAACCUUCGCCUCACGCAUCUAACAAUCUAAAUUUCAUACUAAACCCCACAGGUCCUGAUAGGUCCAGCAGUGUGGCAUCAUCCCAAAUCGACCCAAACUUGACCAAUUCCCACUCCAUUGCACCAAACGAGUCGACAGCAGUAGAUGAUCAUGAGGUAGCUUUUUUACUUCGCCAUUUUGGGGAGACUCCCGGACAAUGGAUGGAUUUGUUUGAUUUGGGAUGUUAUUUCUCCCACCAUGUUCCUGUCGAUGCCAUAUCCAAUCCCCUGGUUCGACACUCUGCAUGUGCCUAUGCUGCAAAACAACUUGGUCGCGUGCGUGGAAGAAAAGCCACUGUGGGAGGAAUUGCAGGAAGGCAGUCCGAUAUAGAACUAUAUCCCAAUCCUGAGUCGGUUAAUUGGUUUUACAUCGGGGCCAAGUACUAUGAUCUUGCUAUAUCUCGAUUGAUGGAAGAGCUACAGCACUCCGGGAGAAAGGAAACUCCAAUGACACCAACGACUGGAGAUGAGACUCUCAGUCCUCAUGGGAGGUCCUCCUCUGCACAAAGUCAUCGUACAUCAUCAGGAAAUAAGAGGCGUCGCAUCACGAGAGCAGUCUCUGCCUACAAUGCCGAUGAAACUCUUGCAGCCACAGCCAUUCUGUGCGUUUACGAAUUCUUGGAUAAUGCAAAUAGUGCUUGGGCUCGUCAUCUCAGUGGAACUAAAUCAUUGUUUGAUCUUGCCGAAAAGGAGGGUAUGAUGCCAGUUCAAUCACCCACGAGUCCAGGCGCGGUUUCUCAACAUAUCAAACCAUCAAGAGCCAGAAAAGCUACAUUCUGGAAUUUUGCUAGACAGGAUUUCUUGGCGGCUUUUAUCAAUGAAAGCCAAACAAGACUGAAUACUUACGAUCUUGGUCUAUGGCGAGCAGCAGGAUUACAUCUUGAUGAUGGUGGUUUCGUAAAGCCAAGUAACACGGAAGACUCGCAUUAUCCGGAGCGACAAAUAGCAAUGCGUGAAGACAUGAUAUCAAAUGCGCUGAUCUGGUUAAUGUCAAAAAUUGUCAAUUUUCUUGCUUCUGGUGAUUCAGUGGACCAUGUGUAUCCUCAGAAUCCCUCUAGUCCGACUGGCUUGAUUGGAAUUAAUCAAAUGGUUGUUCUGGAGAGAUGGAAGGGGUUGGAGAAAGAACUUGAAAUUUGGCAUCAGGGGUUGCCAGACACGUUCAAGCCUUGCGCUGUGUUGCCCAGGAUGACUAGAGGUGGAAGAGAUGAGCCUCGAACUAUCUUUGAGCAGAUUUGGUACAGUAUGCCAAUGUGUGCUUCUACAAUGCAAGCUUAUCACAUGGCGCGAAUAUUACUCCUCAUCAAUCGACCUCACGAGUCUACACAAAGGCGUUCUAAAGUCCAUAGUCGACUCAACUCUUACCGGUCGAUUGAGAGCGAAGUUCGAGAUCGAAGCCAGAAGAUUGUGGCUAUUGCUCUGGGAAGACCAGAUGGGGCUGUGAGAAUUCAUCAAGUUCAGGCUUUGUUUGUAGCGGGCCAGUGUUUGCUAGAAGAUUGUGAGCGGAGGGUGGUGCUGGAACUGCUGAGGGACAUUGAGAGAGAUUUGGGUUGGGCCACCGAUUAUCGUGUCCGGCAAUUGAUCAAAGAAUGGGGUUGGGAAGGUGCUGGUUGA